AUUCUCGUCCACAAUACUGUGGUAUUCGUCGCGAUCUGGCUCCACGCUUUACAAACGAGGAGGAAUUUAGAUGGAUCCCCGAGGUCUAGAGACCAGUAUUGGGUGAAAAUGCAUCUGAUGAGCUCCGUGGGUAAUUUGUUGAUAUGGCUUUCCGCAAUUGACGAAAUGUCUUGCUCCGG
Molecule: messenger RNA, 179 nt
Organism: Acaulospora colombiana
Lineage: Eukaryota; Fungi; Glomeromycota; Glomeromycetes; Diversisporales; Acaulosporaceae
Source: the annotation of a GenBank genome assembly